AUGGGUAACAUCCUGGAGGAGAUCGCAGCGCAGCGCCGUCUGGACGUGGCGGCCGCCAAGCAGGUCAUAUCCGCCGAUGAUCUGGCCAAGAAGAUCGAGCACGCGGAGGUCGUUUUCGGCUCGACCCUGCCCGUGCUUGACCGCCUUAACGCACCCACGAGAGAGGGGUGGUCCGACGUGGCUCUGGCUGCCGAGUUUAAGCGUGCGAGCCCCAGCAAAGGUGACAUCGCCACGGAGCUCAAUCUGCGUGAGCAAGUGCAGGCCUACGCCAACGCAGGUGCCAGUAUGAUCUCCGUACUGACAGAGCCCAAGUGGUUUAAGGGAUCGCUAGACGACAUGAGGGCAGCCCGGGAGGUGGUCGAGGGCAUGAGUCAGCGUCCUGCCAUCCUGCGCAAGGAUUUCAUCAUCGACGUGUACCAGUUGCUGGAGGCCCGCGCUUACGGAGCGGAUUGCGUGUUGCUCAUCGUUGCGCUGCUGUCCCAGGAGCAGCUUAUCGAGCUCAUUGACGCCACCCACAAUCUCGGUAUGUGCGCUCUGGUCGAGGUGAACAGCAUCCAGGAGCUGGACAUCGCUCUGGCUGCGAGGGCUCGACUCAUUGGCGUCAACAACCGCGAUCUCCGCACGUUUAAGGUAGACAUGAACACGACGGCUCGCGUUGCAGACGCUAUUCGUGAGCGUGGGCUUUCGCUGGGACGUGACGGCGUUACGCUCUUUGCUCUCAGUGGCAUUCGCUCGCACGCAGACGUGGUCAAGUACGAGAAGUGCGGCGCCCGGGGCAUCUUGGUGGGCGAGUACUUGAUGAAGAGUGGUGAUAUUGCCGCGACGGUGAAGGAUCUCUUGCAGAAUGUGACGCGUCACACCGAGUCGGGCGAAUUCGCUUUGGCUCCUCCGCUUGCCAAAGUGUGCGGCGUCACGACAGUGGAGUACGCGCUGGCGGCCUUGCGUAAUGGUGCCAAUAUGAUUGGUAUCAUCAUGGCGGAACACUCACCCCGCUAUGUCCAAGUGGAGGAAGCCAAGGCCAUUGCCCAGGCUGUGUGGGAGUAUGGGGAGCGCACGGGCCCUAUUCUCUCAGACAUUGUGGAGACUCACUUGGACGGCAAGAACGACUGGUUUCAUAGAAAUGUCCUUGCGUUGCGUGAAGCUUGCUCGCGUGCACCUCUCGUGGUCGGAGUGUUUGUCAACAAGACAGCUGCCGAGAUGAACGCGACUGCAAAGGAAAUCGGACUGGACUUGGUACAGCUACACGGCGACGAGGGGUUUCAGAUCUGCAGGGACAUUAAGUACCCCACCAUUCGCGCGUUGCAUCUGCCCGACACCACGCUCUGCGACGGCGUGGACGCAGAAGCCGUUCUACAGCAGGUUCAGGAAGGCCUUGCCAACUACAUUCUGCUUGAUACGACCGUGAAGGGUCAGCAGGGCGGCACUGGCGUCACAUUCGACUGGAAGAUUGCAGCCAUCUUUGCGCAGGCACGACUUCCCUGCCUCAUGGCUGGUGGCCUUACCCCUGAGAACGUGGUGAAGGCUCUAUCGGUCGGUCACCCCGUUGGGGUGGAUGUUAGCAGUGGAGUGGAAGUGAAAGGUUCACCUGGUGUGAAGGAUAUGGACAAGGUGACUGCGUUCCUAAAGGCUGUGAAGGAUUACCUCUCGAUUGCUACGCUUAAGAUCGAGGAGGAGACGGAAACCUAGAGAGAGACCCUCGGAGUGUUCUAAUCAAUGAGGGCCACUAAUGAAGUGCUUUUACGUUACGAGCUUGGAUGC
Messenger RNA from Phytophthora infestans T30-4, 1758 nucleotides. Its product is annotated as N-(5'-phosphoribosyl)anthranilate isomerase indole-3-glycerol-phosphate synthase, putative. Gene Ontology annotation, biological process: L-tryptophan biosynthetic process. Gene Ontology annotation, molecular function: phosphoribosylanthranilate isomerase activity; indole-3-glycerol-phosphate synthase activity. The record is from RefSeq and is a predicted model, not a curated record. Bases 1 to 1686 code for a protein of 561 amino acids. NCBI's taxonomy places the organism in Eukaryota, Oomycota, Peronosporomycetes, Peronosporales, Peronosporaceae. The transcript is spliced from 3 exons.